Carassius auratus (goldfish) is the source of this 4900-nucleotide messenger RNA. RefSeq names its product thyrotropin-releasing hormone receptor-like. Gene Ontology annotation, biological process: phospholipase C-activating G protein-coupled receptor signaling pathway. Gene Ontology annotation, molecular function: thyrotropin-releasing hormone receptor activity. NCBI's taxonomy places the organism in Eukaryota, Metazoa, Chordata, Actinopteri, Cypriniformes, Cyprinidae. The record is from RefSeq and is a predicted model, not a curated record. Gene Ontology annotation, cellular component: membrane. Bases 566 to 1777 code for a protein of 403 amino acids. The transcript is spliced from 2 exons.
CAGCCUAAAAGCAAGCUUUAUCGGUUCUGAUAUACCCAAAGCAAACUGACUUUCAUUAUAAUGUAAAAUGGCCCUAUAUUUGGCAAUUUAGUCGAGACACCUAUAAUUGACCAGAACGUGUUUUUGAGACACUUCCUCACUUGAUUGCAGCUGCAGCAUUACGCACAGCACAAUGACUGUACUGACGCGCUCGGACUCCUGUCAGGGUUAGAGGUCUUUGAGAGUCCAUAUCAGCCUGUUCAGCCCUGGGCGGUGCAACACCUCUGCCAGCUCUCUGCAGUUAUGCACGUCAGGGACGGGAUUUUUAUAUAUCACACAAAUUACCGCGGACACAUUCUUGGCUUUGCGCCAACCGCAACCGCAUUCAUUUCCAUCUCUGAGAUCUAAAGUCUGCUAUGAUCGGUGUUUUUAUUCCAGAAGGACAUUUAAAACUGCACAGAUUUUAACUUGAAGGAUUUUUCUCCCGUUUGAACGUUGAAACAUGUCCUUUUUGCGCGCAUCCUGGAGAGCUGAAAGGUGAUUUUUUUUUUUUUUUCGCAAACAAGGAAACAAAACCCAGUGGAGCAUGGAGAACAGCACUUUAUUCAAAUUUAACAACGCGACUCUGGCAACGAUAUGGACUGACUAUAGUAUCGAAUACAAGGUCUCCAGCAUCUUAUUGGUGAUUCUUAUUUGUGGAGUUGGAAUUGUUGGCAAUGUAAUGGUCAUUUUUGUGGUCUUAACGACCAAGCACAUGCGUACCCCAACUAACUGCUAUUUGGUGAGUCUGGCAGUUGCCGACCUCAUGGUCCUGACGGCAGCUGGGCUGCCCAACAUCACCGAAAGUCUGUUCGGCGGCCACUGGGUGUACGGAUACGCCGGAUGCCUCUCCAUCACUUAUUUUCAGUACCUGGGAAUCAAUGCAUCUUCCUGUUCCAUCACAGCCUUCACUAUUGAACGCUAUAUUGCCAUUUGCCAUCCGAUAAAAGCGCAGUUUAUGUGCACCCUCUCCAGAGCCAAAAAGAUCAUUGUUCUCGUUUGGGUUUUAACGUCCCUCUAUUGCGUUAUGUGGUUUUAUCUUUCCGACACGGAAGAGAUCAUUUAUGAGAACGCUAUCCUUGUGACAUGCGCCUACAAAGUAUCUAGAAACCUGUAUUUGCCCAUAUAUUUCACAGAUUUUGCCGUGUUUUACGUUAUCCCGCUUUUGCUGGCCACUAUUUUAUACGGAUUGAUCGCUAGGAUUCUUUUCCUCAACCCACUCCCGUCGGAUCCCAAAGAGAGUCGAAGAAAUUGGAAGAAGGAGUCGUCCGUGCACGGGAACUCCAGAAGUUCCUCAAGCAACGCAACUGCGGCUUCUCGGAGACAGGUGACAAAGAUGCUGGCAGUGGUGGUGACCCUCUUCGCUAUUCUGUGGAUGCCCUAUCGGACGCUGGUGGUGGUCAACUCCUUCCUCAAAGACGCCUAUUUGGACACCUGGUUCCUUCUUUUCUGCCGUCUCUGCAUCUACAUGAACAGUGCCAUCAACCCAAUCAUCUACAACGCCAUGUCUCAGAAGUUCCGCGCCGCCUUCCACAAACUGUGGCACUGUGGGCCCCAGCGCUCUGAGAAGCCCCCCACAUAUAGCCUGGCACUCACAUACAGCGUCAUCAAGGAGACCUCCAACGGAGAAAGCCCAGACCACUAUACCACAGAGCUAGAUGACAUCCGCGGAGCCGCCAAAGUGCUUCUGCCAGAGAGGAAGAGGUUGUCGUUUAAAGAGUCCUCACUAGCUUGUAAAAACACACUAGCUAGUGCUUAGAUACUUGGUUGGUAUGUCAGAUUAGGUUGCUUAAUUUGCAGUUUCACAGUGCCUCUGAAUGGCCUAUUGGAUUGACUGCCACAUGGAAACAGCAUUUUGACAAUCAUAGACUUUCGUUUACAUAUUCAAAACAAAGCAGAUUUAUUCAUAGACUAACCAUAACCUAGACUUUUAUAGUAGCUGAAGACUAAAAUAGGUUUGGUCCAGUCUGUGAAGGCGGAGUAAUGCUCCUGAAGCAAUCAUGGGUGAAGAUAGACAGGCAUUUGGAUGGCUGAUUGAACAUGACUCCAUGACGGUAUUGGAUGUGAUUGAGUGUGUGAGCUAGAGAAUACACAAUUAAUUGAAAUUAAACCUGAAAUUGUGAUAUGGCUUACCUUGAGUAUCAAAUUGCAAAGGCUGUGACUUGAUUAAAUAAAUAAAUGCGCUGUGUGUUUCAAGACACAUGCCAGUGACAGAAGCAGGAUUAUGAGUGCGCGAGCAGUGCUUGUGUCACAUUUUGCCACUCUCUGCAUAUUUCCCAUUGAAAAUUAACUAGACAAUUGCGACUGGCAUGUCCCAAAUGGCCUGUGUGAAAUGUGGCACUUUGUUGUGAAAUGGGAGCAGUUCGUGACAUUCUUGUGUGAUUCACAAAACACUUGCUCCUGAAAGAUGGUUCAGUAUCCAGUUUAUUAGGACCAGCUGGUUCCACUGAAUCAAAUAGAUGUUUAUAUUUUCUAUCAAGCGUUCAGAAUACAAACUAUGGCAGUGGGCGUAUAGUUUCCGACAGGUGCUGUACGCCGUAGACCAAUCUCAACAGCCUAGGCCAUCUGACCAAUCAGAGCAGAGUAGGCUCACAGAAAGGAGGGGUUUAGUAAGACUGAACCUUCUUCAAGUUGCUUCAAAUGAAUAUUUGGAAUAUGAGGUAAUAUAAAAUGAUUAUUUUAGGAAAGUAUUUUUUGACAUUGUAUGCAUGCAAAACAAUAUUAGGAACCUUAUAAAUGACAUAAAAGGGGCACUUUAAAUAGCUUCAUUUGGCUUCCUCCCUCAGAAAAAUAAAACAUUUUAUCCGAAAAAUCACAUAUAAAAUUUUACCUAAAAUUGUGCAGCCCAAGUGUUAGCUGAGGGAUGGAUACUUCGGUACUUCCAGUCAAAAGAUUUGUACCACUGAGGUCUCAAAGCGAUGGCCAGUGGUCACUCUGACAACAGCUGCACGCAUCACUGCCAAAUUAUCACUCUGGAAAACUUGUUCCAGGAAUGGUUGUCACAUUGUUACUCACUGAACUCUGAAACAAAGGAAGGUUGAUUACUUCUUAAUGCUCAUUUAAAAAAAAAAAAAAAAAUGCAAGCUCAAUUUUACACAUGCAGAGAAAUGUCCUGCCCAAUAAUACUUUUUUUUUGCAAAGGGGCAUAAAGUUACACUAUUAUGAGGCUUAAAAUACCAUAGUACACCCAGAGCCGUGAAACUAAAUUUAAGGGUGUUGCAUAUUCAAACCCUUAAUUUUAGCAUUUCAGUCAUGAUUCACACCCACUUCCCAAAUGUAUCAGUCUAAAACCAGAAUACACAACUGUUUGUUGUUUGUGUCAUACACAGUAUAUUGUGCAUCAUCAGCUGGGGCUGUUUUCUCACAGAUCUGAUGCUCACGAUGGCACUGAGAUUUUCCUAGCAGAGCUCAAUUUUGCAAAUGUUAAACUGCUAAAUUAAAGAGUAGAUGAAGAUAAUCUGUGAUUUCAAUUGCUUGUAUCUGUAUCUUUUGAAUCAUUGUGGUAUAAUUCAAGGCAAGGUCAUUUAAAGGGGUCAUAUGAUGCAAUUUCAAGUUUUCCUUGCUCUUUGGAGUGUUUGUGAAUAGAUACAAUCCCUAAAGUCACAAAGACUAAAGUAUCAAGCCCAAAGAGAUAUUCUUUAUAAAAGUUAGGACUUGUCCAUGCCCUCCUAAAAUGCCUAAUUUAAGCAUGUCCCCUCAUGUCUUCUUCACUGACAAGGAAGAUUUGCAUAACAUGCCCAAAUGUUCACACAAAAAAAAAGAAGGUGGAACUUUUAUUCUCAAUGUAGUAUUGUUGAUGCCGCCGCAACUAGAAAUAGAGUAGCGCUUGUUGUUUCUCAGAUCACAAAUGCAGACACGUUUUAUGUUUACACAGCGCGAUGCAACGCAAUGCGUAAAAACACAUAAUAAUUCAUUGUAAUCAAUAAUUAUGUCCCCACUGGAUGCAACAAAUGCCUAAUUUGUAAUGGGUUUUAUUGUUUUUGUCUUCACUCCUAAAAAUAACGGUACUUUGCGAUGCCAUAAAAGAACCUUUUUGUCCAAAUGGUUUCAUAAAGAACUUUUAACAUCUGAAGAACCUUUCUGUUUCACAAAAGGUUAAUUGUGGUGAACAAAGGUUCUUCAGAUUAUUAAAAUGUCAGAAAAAGAUGGUUCUUUAAAGAACCUUUGACUGAAUGGUUCUUUAUGGAGCCAAAAAUAGUUAUUCUAUCGCAUCGCUAGAAGAAGCUUUUGAAGCACCUUCAUUUUUAAGAGUGUUGUCGCGCCAGGACAUGGCAUCACAGCAUGGUAUUCAGCCAAUCACAAUGCACUGGAUAGCUGUCCAAUCAGCAUACACCUCGCUUUUCAGAACGAUGAGCUUUGUAAAAAUCAAUAAGUUUCAGAAGGCGGGGCAUAGAGGACAAACAAAAAUGUACAGUAUGUGGAAAAUAAUGUGGUUUUUGAACUUUAGAUACACAAAAUAAUGUUCUUUUUUAGCAACGUCAUAUGACCCCUUUAAGAAUUAUUUGACACUGUAAAUACCUCGUUUUGAUAUCUCUUUCCCUGAAAAAAAUCAACAUGUUUCAGCUCUCUGUAGUUUCCAGUUGUUAGCGGCUGUAAAAUAUCUGCAUGAACAUAAAUGGCGAUGUGAAAUUUAAACCUAACACAACUCGACAACACAACAAUUUUUUUUUUUUUUUAUACUCAGUGAACAUAAUAGUGGAUGAAAUGUACAGCUCUUGUGAUGUAAGCAAGAAAAGAUAAAAGAAAAAAAAGUGUGUGGUGGUAACAUUUGCUCAUUAUUAGUGUUUAAAUUAACUUUCUUGCUGUAUUAAAACAUGUUUUGUAUUUGUAUUUUGUACAGUUGUUGUUUAAAAUAUACUGAUAGUAAAUUUUUGGGAAAUUC